This is a messenger RNA of Caenorhabditis bovis, 1629 nucleotides long. NCBI's taxonomy places the organism in Eukaryota, Metazoa, Nematoda, Chromadorea, Rhabditida, Rhabditidae. The record is from the annotation of a GenBank genome assembly.
AUGGGUGGAUAUUUGUCUCAUUUGACGCCAGAAGUAGCAACUCACACAUUGGAUGCCUCAUGUGGGCCAAUUCGUGGCAAUAUUUACAAACAUGGAGACAAAAUCGUUGAAGGCUAUCUGGGAAUUCCGUUUGGAAAGCCGCCCGUUGGAGAAUUGAGAUUUGCGAAACCAGUGCCAUGUGAUAAAUGGGAUGAAGUCAAAGACUGUACUUCAUAUGCUCCAAAAUGUCCGCAGAAUAUUUUGAAUCCGCUACAUCCUUCCAACGUUUCGGAAGAUUGUCUAGCCCUGAAUGUAUUCCGACCGGCUUGGGAAUCAACAGAAUUCGCUUCGCAAGGAAGGCCAGUAAUGGUUUACGUUCACGGUGGAGCGUUCGAAUUUGGAGCUUCAUCGGAUUAUUGCGCUUAUUCAAUAACUGGAACGCUGCCGUUAAAGGAUGUGGUUUUUGUAACAAUACACUACCGAUUAAGCGUUUUUGGAUUUUUAACAACAGGCGACGAGAAUUGUAAAGGAAACUUUGGUCUUUGGGAUCAAACGUUAGCUUUAAAAUGGAUUCAACAACAUAUUAAAUCGUUUGGUGGAGAUCCAAACAAUGUUACCGUGUUUGGGCAAAGUGCCGGCGGUGUGUCCGUCGAUUUUCUUUCCCUCAGCCCUCAUUCUAGAGACUUGUUCCAUAAAAUGAUACCAAUGUCUGGAGGUGCUGGAUGCGAGUUUGCAAUGAGAACUGCCGAGAGGCAGGCUCAAGUAUUUGUUGAAUAUGCCGAAUUUCUGGGAUAUAAAGGAUCAGGCGACAGCAAAGAUCUCCUGGAAUGGUACAAAUCAGCACCAACAGAAUUGCUCGCGAGUCAUAAAACGUUUAAUAGGAAAACUGUUUCCGGUUUUCUCACAUUUGCUCCAAAUAUGGACGGCGACUUCUUUCCAAAACCAUUAGAGCAACUUAGAAAAGAAGCUCCAAAAAAACCAGCGAUCGUCGGAAUAUGUGAACAAGAAGGACUUGUGCUAUGCUACUUUAUCGCUCAGAAUCAAGGAAAUACGUAUGAUAUGUUCAAAGGCAAAGUGCAACAAACAUUUGGGGAAGACAUUUUCGAUAAUCCGGAGCAAAUCCAGCAAAAAGUUGUCGAUUACUAUAUGAAAGGAAUCGAUCGGACAAAUGAGGAGGAAGUCAAAAAGGGUUUCUCUGCAUUUAUUGGUGACGCGCUAUUCAACCAAGGCGUUUUUGAAAUGGUCCAAGAUCUUACCAAAAAUGGAAAUCAAGUCUUCUAUUACAACUUCCGAUAUUUCAAUCCGGAAAGCUUUGGAAUUUUGGAAUCAUUGAUUCCAUUUAAAGCUGCUACUCAUUGCACAGAUCUUCGUUAUGUACUUGGAGAAGGAGUUUACAGCAAGUUCGAACCAAAUGAGGAUGAAUACAAAGUUCUUGAAUUCAUGACAACCACUUUCACCAAUUUUGCGAAGACUGGAAAUCCCGAAAACCCUGACUGGCAGCCAUACAGUUUGGACAAGCCGUACACCCGAUUCUGUAUUAAUCUUCCAAAGUCUCAUAUGAUUGAUGUAUUUGACAAAGAGGGCCUCAAAUUUUGGAAAGAACUUAACAAGGAGAAUAAGAUGUAUAAUGAAUUGAGAUAUGGAAAAUAA